Messenger RNA from Mesocricetus auratus (golden hamster), 1849 nucleotides. It is a transcript of the gene Ptgis, whose product is annotated as prostaglandin I2 synthase. Lineage: Eukaryota; Metazoa; Chordata; Mammalia; Rodentia; Cricetidae. The record is from RefSeq and is a predicted model, not a curated record. Gene Ontology annotation, biological process: prostaglandin biosynthetic process. The transcript has 10 exons. The coding region runs from base 185 to 1690 and encodes 501 amino acids. Gene Ontology annotation, molecular function: prostaglandin-I synthase activity; iron ion binding; monooxygenase activity.
CUCUCCUCCCCUGGGCUGCAGCCCUGGCAACCCCUCCCUUCCCGCUCCUCCCUCUCCAUCCCACGUUUUCCAGCCGGGCCCUUAGAGUGGGGGCCUCCGGGGCUGGCUGGACUGGGGCUCCUGUGGUCCUCCUGUGUUGUUGGCGGUGACCCGUGGCCACUCUGUAGCCGCACACCCUCGAGCCAUGUCCUGGGCCGCUCUGCUCGGCCUCCUGGCCGCGCUGCUGCUGUUGCUGCUGCUGCUGAGCCGCCGGCGUGCGCGGCGACCUGGCGAGCCUCCCUUGGACCUGGGCAGCAUCCCCUGGCUGGGCCAUGCCUUGGAGUUUGGGAGAGAUGCUGCCAGCUUCCUGACCAGGAUGAAGGAGAAGCAUGGCGACAUAUUCACUGUGCUGGUGGGAGGCAGAUACGUCACUGUCCUCCUGGACCCACACUCCUAUGAUACGGUGGUGUGGGAGCCACGGACACGGCUGGACUUCCAUCCCUACGCCAUCUUCCUCAUGGAGAGGAUUUUUGAUCUGCAGCUUCCAAAUUUUAACCCCAGCGAGGAGAAGGCCAGGAUGAAGCCGGUGCUGAUGCACAGAGACCUGCAGACGCUCACAGAAGCCAUGUUCACCAACCUCCAGACAGUUCUGCUGGGUGACUCCACAGAGGCGGCCAGUGGCUGGCACGAGACAGGCCUCCUCGAUUUUGCCUACAGCUCCCUACUGAGAGCCGGCUACCUGACCCUCUACGGAGUUGAGGCCUUGCCACGCACCCGUGAAAGCCAAGCCCAGGACCGUGUCCACUCGGCUGACGUCUUCCACACCUUCCGCCAGCUGGAUCUGUUGCUCCCCAAACUGGCUCGAGGAUCCUUGUCAGCGGGGGAUAAAGACCGUGCAUGCAGUGUCAAAGGCCGCCUGUGGAAAUUGCUGUCCCCAGCCCGGCUGGCCACCAGGGCCGACAGGAGCAGCUGGCUGGAGAGCUACGUGAGGCACCUGGAGGAGAUGGGGGUGUCGGAGGAGAUGCAAGCCCGGGCACUGGUGCUGCAGCUCUGGGCCACACAGGGGAAUAUGGGUCCCACAGCCUUCUGGCUCCUUCUCUUCCUCCUCAAGAAUCCUGAGGCCCUUGAGGCUGUGCGGGAAGAGCUGAAGCGCAUUGUCUGGCAAGCAGAGCUGCCUGCUUCACAGAUGACCACCCUCCCACAGAAGACUCUUGACAGCAUGCCUGUGCUAGACAGCGUGCUAAAUGAGACCCUCAGGCUCACAGCGGCGCCCUUCAUCACUCGUGAAGUCAUGGCAGACCUGGCCUUGCCCAUGGCAGAUGGGAGGGAAUUCUCUCUUCGACGCGGUGACCGCCUCCUCCUCUUUCCUUUCCUGAGUCCCCAGAAGGACCCAGAGAUCUACACAGAGCCUGAGGUCUUUAAAUACAACCGAUUCUUGAACCCAGAUGGGUCAGAGAAGAAAGAUUUUUACAAAGAUGGGAAGCGGCUGAAGAAUUACAGCAUGCCAUGGGGAGCAGGGCACAAUCAGUGUUUGGGGAAGGGCUAUGCCAUCAGCAGCAUCAAACAAUUUGUGGUCCUCAUGCUGACUCACUUCGACCUGGAGCUGGCCAGCGAGGACACAGAGGUCCCUGAGUUUGACCUCAGCAGAUAUGGCUUCGGCUUGAUGCAGCCAGAGGAGGACGUACCCAUCCGGUACCGUGGCAGGCUGUGACCUGUGGAGCAGACACUAUGCUCACCCGGGGCCUCCUGACUUCCCGUGCCUUCAUUACCGCCUUCCUGUUGUUCUUCUGGUAUGCUGUGUCCAGAGAAGGGGACCCAGAGGACACAGAGAGCAGGAAACGCCAAUAAAAGCUCUAUAUCUCACUGUGAA